Lepisosteus oculatus (spotted gar) is the source of this 4198-nucleotide messenger RNA. RefSeq names its product ubiquitin carboxyl-terminal hydrolase 50. The record is from RefSeq and is a predicted model, not a curated record. Gene Ontology annotation, biological process: protein K48-linked deubiquitination; endosome organization; Ras protein signal transduction. Gene Ontology annotation, molecular function: cysteine-type deubiquitinase activity. Gene Ontology annotation, cellular component: extrinsic component of plasma membrane; postsynaptic density; midbody. Lineage: Eukaryota; Metazoa; Chordata; Actinopteri; Semionotiformes; Lepisosteidae.
CAGCAACCUUAGUUUUUCCCAGGAGGUCUCUCAUUCAGGUACUGACCAGGCUCACUACAGGAAUAACAUUCUUGUUUCGUAUGAAAACUGAAGUGUUUAUGAUUAGUUCUGCUUUGUCUACACUUGAGUACGCUUCGAAAACUGCAUGGAUGGCUACAGCAGAGCUUUUCAGCUAUUCUUUUCACUCACAACUAUGUGUUUUUGCCUGGUGUGGUGACUGCCUGCCUCUUGAAACAACCUGUUUGGCAGGUCCUGAUUUAUUUUUACCUAGCAGGGUUGUAAGUUGCCAGGUUGCCAGGGGACAGUUGUCAAGGUGCUCCGGCUCUCACUCGGGCUGACUCCCCUAACUGCCAACAGGAGUCUCCAAGGAGCCUGGGAACAAAUGAAAACUAAACACCUGUACCCACAGGAGCGUCUUCACUGUCACACAUGAAUAAUGAACUGUCUGAAAGACAGUUCUGGAAAAUGAAUAUGCAAUAAUCAACCCCUGUUUCAAUUUUUUCUAUAAAUAUGUCACAUUGCCUCCCUUAUUUCCAAGGACAGUUGUUUCCACUUCAAAGCGAGAGUGGCUGUUGUUUGGCCCGGUUUUUAACAACUAUUUUAUAGGUUGUGUAAUUUCCUGUGAAUGGACCGGCAUCUCUUACAAUGGAUUUCUAUUACUCUUAGCUGGACAGUCCACAGUGUCUUAAAUUGUUUGUCGUCUCUGUAUCUUGAUUUUUUAAAAGAGUUUUUUAGUUUCACAGCCCUGUAUCUCAGAGAGCGGGUGGAAUCACAUCGAGAAAGGAGAUUGUAACUGUGUGGUAUGACCUCUGUGCUCCCACACAGCUCUCGUUUACAGGUGUGCUGCCUGGAGUCGCACCCACUGAAGGAAACGGACCUACGGCUGUUAACCCCUCCUUCCCUGCUGUUGAAAGGUGCUAGGGAACAUGUCUCAACAGGCCUUGUCUGAAAGCGAUAACAUCUCGGUCAAGUCAAAAGCUUACUUGAUGGUGCCUGCUGCACUAUUCUGAAGUGCAGAGCUGUGUGUUAGAGCGCGUUGGGGAUUAGCUGCUGUUUGCAGCAGGGGAGCACCGAGUCUGCAGCCCUGGGAUGGGAAUGCAGCAUUGAGCCAGUAUGACAUGGCUGUGGAUACCAGCAUCGCUGUUGUCUCAGAGGUUCAGUGGGUGCCAGAGGAGUGCCCCCUAGUGGAGCUGGUGACUGUGGCUUCCGAGCAGGACAGCCUGUGCAGCCAGAUCCUGUUCAGAACUCGCAAAGUGAGACCCGCGCCGGAGGGGUAUAAAGUCAAAGCCUGUCCCACAGGAGUGCAGGGUGGCCAGCCAGCCAGGGAGGUGUUGCUGCAGCUGCUGGGCAAGAGUGAGAUCCAGGCGCUGUGUAAAAGGAUUAACUCGCAAGCUGCGGAGGACAGCCCUGGGCCCACCGCGGAGCAGGGUGGCUGGAAAGCUGUCCAGCCGGCGGACUUCCUGGCCUGGCUGGCCGUCGCCCUGCAGGGCGGUCUUUCUGCGGACCUCCGUGACAGCAGAGUUCACCACUCCUUCCCUGUCAUAGAGAAAUGGCAAGAAAAAUUCCAGAGAGGCCAUUUCCGGGACAUUCUGCAGCAUUUAGGUGGAAAAAAGGAAAAUGAAGAAGAAGCGUGGGAAACCUUUUACAGCUUGCAGGGAAAGAUCUCUAAAAACUUCCAGUCCCUGUACUCACCUGGACAGAAGCUUUGCAUUAAAAAAUAUGCAUUAUCGUGCAGAGGACAGGCAACCGGGACAAACAGUCUCAGACUGGCCCUUCUGUGUGAUCUGGAAAGUGGGUAUAUUUGUAAUUUCUACCUGUACUCUCCUGCUAGGCUUAGUAAACACUCCAAGUGUCCUGUUGUGGAGCAGGUGCUUCACCAUCUCCUCCGGCUCUAUUACAACAAGGGGUACCAGGUGCACAUGGAUGGCUCGGCCAGCACAGAGGGCAGCUUGGCCAAGCACUUCUCCAGCCUGGGCAUACAGCUGCACUUUGUGAGUUUCUGGGCAGGAGAAGAAACGCCAGUCAGGCCCAUCCGUCUCUCUGCCUCUCAGCAGUGGAGCGCCCCCGCUGGCCCUGAGGAGUUUGCAGCUUCGCUCAGCUCUCACCUGAGAGGCUGGACUGGGCCUGUCAUCUUCCCACGCCCCCCUGGCAGCGCGGAGUCUUCGUCAGCAGUGUUCUUGACAGGGUUCUGGCUGGUGGCACACCUGGGGAGCAUCAAUGCCUUUGUUCUCAGUACCCUCCUGUCCCAGGACCACAGCAGUGAAGUCUGCCUGUAUGAUUUUUCUACACGCCUGGCAGCUCAGCUGGCUUGUGAGCACUUUGUGUCCAGUCCACUGUCACCGGCUUCCCUCUCAAGUUCUUCCUGCAAACCACAUUUCACAGAGAUGCCUGCCUUGAGCGGAGAAUGUAACUCUGUGAAUAACAAGAGCGGUCCUGUGACGUGGCCCGAAGAGGCGCAUCCCAGCACGCGGCCAUGUCUGGGCCUCUGCGGCCUGGUCAACUCCGGGAACUCCUGCUACCUGAACGCUGCUCUGCAGUGCCUCUCCAACACCUCCCCCCUGGUGGAGUACCUCCUGUCUGACAGGAACCGCAGCGAUAUACUCAAACUCCAGGGCGAAGUGACCUGCGCUCUGGUCCGGUUCCUCUCAGACGUGUGGUCAUCUCGCCGUGAGAGCUUGACCCCUGUGGAGAUGAGAGCUGUGGUCAGUAACCUUCAUCCCCAGUUCAACAGCCUGACUCAGCAGGACGCACAGGAGCUCCUCCUCUACCUGCUGAACGGGCUGCACGAGGAACUCAAAAACAGAGGGGACAGGAGGCCCGUGAGAGGGGGAGGCAGGAGGAGAGACAGUGGAACAGCCGCCCCUGUGAGGGGCGAGUCCUCCAUCAUCACGCUGCUCUUCGAGGGCCAGCUGCACUACCUGACUCUCUGCAUGUUCUGCGACCAUCAGACCCAGACCAGCCAGGUCUUCACCGUGCUGUCCCUGCCCAUCCCUGCACACGUGUACAAGUGCUCCCUGCAGGACUGCCUCGAGCUGUUCUUCCAGCAGAACACCCUGACGUGUAACAACCGAAUGUUUUGCUCUCAGUGUGGAGUAAAACAAGACACCGCUGUGCUGACCACUCUGGCCAGACCCCCUGAAAUUCUCAUUCUGCACCUCAAGCGUUUUGACUGCCAAGGACUUAAGAAAAAGAAACUGAGGACCAAUGUCUGCUUCUCUCUGGAAAACCUGGACUUGUCUCCGUAUUUGUCCGCCUCCUCGGGGAAGCGCGCACGGUAUUCCCUGUACGGAGUGGUGAACCACAGCGGGGAUCUGGACGUUGGGCACUACACAGCGUGCUGCAGGAACCCUGUCACUCAGAACUGGCACAAGUACGACGAUGCAGUGGUGUCUGAGAUUCCCGACUACUUCAUACAGUCGCCCAAUGCCUAUAUCCUCCUCUACAGCUGCCAGCAAUUCCAGCCGCCCAAUAUUCCAGAGAAUUAAGUGUCUGAUGAACACAAAGGAGAUUUCAAAUGGAACAGACAAUGUCUGUGAUGGAGAGCAGACUGCCACAAUGCACCAAAACACCACACAGGGUAGGUCUGUACCUGAAACAGCACAAAUCAGAUGUUAAAACACUUUUGCAUGUUUUUAGAUGAUGAAUGGUGGGGCCCAGGCUUUAACACAAUACAGUGCUUCUUGCUGCAACAAUGAGGCAUGUUUUAGAGUACACAUGCAGUAUUUCUUGAUACCAUAAAACAGGACACACAUUAAACACAUACAACAAACAACAGAACAUCAGAACCAAACAAAGGGCAUCUUACAUUACUUACUCUCUAAUUUGCCAUCAAAAUGAAAACCAAAAAAAGAAAAAGGGAGAAAUUGAUACCCUAUGAAGACAAGAAAUUAAUCAGUAUUUAUGAUAAAGGAAUUCCCUACCUUAUUUGUGAAUUACAUUAGAGUGCUGUAUAUUAAUGUCUGAAAAGUGUAUUUCCAUUUAUUCUCUGCAUUUAAGUAACUAAAAUUGAAGCAAUUUAAUGUCUAUAAACUGACUCAAAAUUAGUUUUAUCAGUCAAAAGUAUUAAAAGUAUAAAAUGUUCCACCACUUCACAUUUUCUAUGAUCCAGCAUCUGGAAAACUUUUAAAAAGCUACAAUUUAAUACAUUCCCAGAAAACAAAUAAUUCUAAGAGACAAUCCACACAAUCAUGAGAAAAAG